Ruditapes philippinarum (Manila clam) is the source of this 1635-nucleotide messenger RNA. RefSeq lists its product as uncharacterized. The record is from RefSeq and is a predicted model, not a curated record. The transcript has 3 exons. Lineage: Eukaryota; Metazoa; Mollusca; Bivalvia; Venerida; Veneridae. The coding region runs from base 1 to 807 and encodes 268 amino acids.
AUGAAAAAUAAUCGCCACUUUAAUAACAAUAUCGCAAAUGCUGGUGACAUAGCACUAAACCCCGGUCCUUUUAAAUGUGGAAUUUGCUUACGCACAGUAGCAAAAAACCAUAGGGCCCUGUGCUGCGACCAGUGUGAUAAAUGGAUACAUAUAAAGUGUGCUGGUAUCGCACCGGCCAGAUAUACUGAACUGGGAAACUCGGAGGAGUCCUGGUUCUGCCAACCUUGUGAUAGCAUUAAUAAUAUCCAUAACAUUUUCAAUUUCUCAAACUCUUUGUUCGAAGAUCUACAAUCACCAACAUCAGUAAACUCAGUGUCAAUAAAUAGAAACAUAUCAGCGACUGAUUGUGAUAACCAUGUAAAUAUUAAUGACAGUUUCUGUCCGGAGCCAGAUCCAGAGGAGGACUGGCUUAUUAACAACAGUAAUAUUUCAACACACACUGAACUAUCAACAGACCAGGAAGAUUGUGACUCUAGAUACGACAUAUUUGACGAACUCCGCAAUAUGCGACAAGAAAAUAGAAAAAGACCAAUCAUAAGUUAUUUAAAUAUAAACAGUAUACGUUAUAAAUUUGAUGACCUUCAACAAAUACUUCAUGAUAAACUAUGUGACAUGCUUAUAAUUUCAGAAACCAAACUAGAUAUAUCGUUCAACAACAAUCUAUUCACGGUAGACGGAUACAAGAUGGAAAGAAGAGAUCGAAAUUCCCAUGGUGGAGGGAUUAUGACUUUUGUUCGAGCCGAUCUCCCCUUUAAACGUAGAAAGGACUUAGAAUCAGAUUCUCUUGAAGGUAUGAUCAUAUUCUAGAAGUGCCUACAGUUCGAACCACCAGGUAUGGACAGAACUCCUUCCGUUUUGAGGCUGCCCGGGUGUGGAACAGCCUCCCCAGUGACAUCAGAAGAGUAGAAAACUUCAAAGAAUUUGGGAGGCUGGUUGGCACCUGGACAGGCCCAAAAUGUAAGUGUUCAAUGUGCCGCUUGUAGCCUUUUGUUAAACACAUGUGUGUCUAACAUGUGUUUGUAUGUGAUUAACAUGUUUUUAUAUGUGCUUUUAUGUAUAGUCUUUAGAUGUUGCAAAUAUUAUACCAAUAAAUGUUUAAUGUUACUUUUUAUUUGCAUUAUGUGAUAGUCCUUGUAAUUUCAUUGUUUUGUUUUAUGCUUUUUAUUUUACUUAUGCAUGGCUUCUUUUUAUAUAUAUAUCUAUUAUAUUUCUUUUACAGGUAUGUACAUAGGUGUAUAUGUAUAUCUUAUUUUUGUACUCUUUUUCUUGUAACUUUUGUAGUUUUUAACUUAUCUUAAAUUUUUAUUUUCUUAAUUUCAUAUUCUUAGAUGUGCUUAUGCUUAUUUUUUAUACAUGUCUGUCUUUAACUAAUAUAUAACUCUUUUACAGGAAUGUACAUUAUUUAUAUUAUCAGUUAUUUGUUUUAUCUUGCUUGUAAUUAUUGUAACUUUUAAGCAUGCAUGGUGCUAUAAUAACUUAAAUCCAUGUAUUUAGAUGUGCUUAUGCUUAUAAUUUUUAGUUGCUUUAAUAUCUUACUUCCAUGUACUUAAUUGUGCUUAUGCUUAUAUUUUCUUUUAGCUGCUUUACUUUUGUUUAGUACAUAUACUAUUGUUUGUCGGAAAAUAGCUCAUGAGC